UAUUCGUGACUCACUUUCGAAGCCCCAUUUACUUCGGCAACAACAUGGGUUUACUUUUGGUUUUACUAAGCGUAUUUAUAAAGAUAGUGUCCUGCCAGUUUCAAAUGCCUUAUCCUAGUUCCACGAAACCAACUCAGCCUACUACAAUGAAAAAUGUCUAUCAAGCCGCUCCUUUGCAUUAUGUCAACAUUGGGCGCAAACUGGACGGAGACUACAAGUUUGGAUACGACACCGGAAAAGGACCUUCGGGACAAAGUUUCAGAGAAGAAAUUCGAUUGGCUGAUGGAACAAUAUCUGGUUCUUAUGGUGUAAUUGAUGAACUUGGCCACAAACGGGUUGUUCACUUCUCAGCUGGAAAACCUGGAUUUCUUUCUCAAGAGGAACCUGCAAAAGAAACCUUAUCUACAACUACUGCUCCAUCGGCUCUAAAGCCUUACUUGAAUACUAUUACAAGACAUUUUACAUCGCCACUGGCAUCUUUCAAUCUAGCUAACUAUCUGCAUCUUAAAAGAACAACUCCAGCUUUAAAGCAAUCUACUCCUACUCAGCAGAACAUCGUUAUUGCUCCCCGACAAUCAACUGAACAAAAUAUGGUAACUUUUCGCCAAUCCAAUCCAGCUCAGCAAAAUAUGAUAACUUCUCGCCAAUCCAAUCCAGCUCAGCAAAAUAUGAUAGCUUCUCGCCAAUCCACUCCUACUCAGCAAAAUGUGAUUGCACCCCCUCGGCAAUCCAGCUCUCAGCAAAACAUGAUUACAGUUGAUCGACAUUCCAAUUCCGGUCAGAAACAAAAUGUGGCAGCUUCUUCUCGACAAUCUAUUUCUACUCAGCAAAAUGCGAUGGCACCUACUCGACAAUUGACUACUACUAACCAACACAUGAUAGCGGCUGCUCAUCAAAAGAUGUUUUCUGCUCCUCAUCUUUAUACAUAUGGAGUUUCCAGUGAACAACAGAAGACUUUGACGCCUUUCAUGGAAUCAUUCAGAACUGGAAAUCUACAAAGGCAAACUGAAGUUGACGCGCCCUCCAAGGCUCAGAAUUUGCAGAUGAAAGAUGCGGCGUAUUUGGCUUCAACUUACGAUCCGAAACUAGAAGAUGAAUAUUAUGAUAAUGCACCGCCUUUUAUUGAUAUUGAAAGACUGUCUUACAACAUAGGAACUGACAAAAAUGCAUCUUUAAAAAUUUAAUUU
This is a messenger RNA of Argiope bruennichi, 1187 nucleotides long. RefSeq lists its product as uncharacterized. NCBI's taxonomy places the organism in Eukaryota, Metazoa, Arthropoda, Arachnida, Araneae, Araneidae. Gene Ontology annotation, cellular component: chitin-based extracellular matrix. Gene Ontology annotation, molecular function: structural constituent of chitin-based larval cuticle. The transcript has 3 exons. The record is from RefSeq and is a predicted model, not a curated record. The coding region runs from base 45 to 1184 and encodes 379 amino acids.